Messenger RNA from Caenorhabditis remanei, 2514 nucleotides. RefSeq lists its product as uncharacterized. The record is from RefSeq and is a predicted model, not a curated record. Gene Ontology annotation, biological process: multicellular organism development; positive regulation of kinase activity; cellular response to nerve growth factor stimulus. NCBI's taxonomy places the organism in Eukaryota, Metazoa, Nematoda, Chromadorea, Rhabditida, Rhabditidae. The transcript is spliced from 7 exons. Gene Ontology annotation, cellular component: signaling receptor complex; axon. The coding region runs from base 1 to 2514 and encodes 837 amino acids. Gene Ontology annotation, molecular function: ATP binding; neurotrophin receptor activity; neurotrophin binding.
AUGUUAUCGAAAUUUGCCUACGAUCACAUUGAUCCGAGUUACACCAGUGUGAACAACGUGCCGGAUGCGGUGAAAUUGUCAAAGCAACAGAAAGGUGGAUCAUCGCAUCACUCGACUAAACAUAUUGCAUUCGACGAGUACGAGGAUUACGAGCUAAUGGAUCGUGGCCGUCUCCCAGAUGAAGAGGAAGCAGACCUCUACCGUGUCCCUGAUGGCGCCGCCGGAGCCAACUUUGCACCAGUCGCCGUCUCCGAGCGAUGGCUCGAUGGUAUCAAAUACCGAGUCGGUGACUGUGUACAAUAUCGAGGAGAAGCGUGUCGACAGUACUUGUCAAACAAGUUUGUAAUGAUGACUAAUGAAUCGCGCGAAGAAAUGUACGAUAUCGAUCGAAAUCUUCGCGCCGCGAUGCUUUUUAUCAAUGGAGCGCCGACGAUAUCGCAGAAAUGUCGACAGUUGUCACAGGCGGUCGCUUGUCAUCAUAUGUAUAAAGUUUGUGAAUCGGAUACUAACAAUCAAAUUGUCUCGAUUUGUCGACACGAUUGUGAUGUCAUUCAGAAUGACGAAUGUCCAACAGAAUUGGCACUUGCCGCCCAACACGAAUUGGUUGGUGACACGCCGAAAGCACUGUUUCCAUUGUGUUCUCGUCUAUCGACAACGUCCAAUUGUAUUCCUGUUGUCAGUACUGCUAUGCAACAGAAUAACCCCCUGGUGCCCGAAAUUCCACGUGGCCAUCUCACUCAUUGGUGCUACGUGAACAGUGGAACUCAAUACGAGGGAACCGUCGCCCAGUCCUCUUCCGGCAAACAAUGCGCUCAAUGGAUCGACUCGACGUCGCGCGACUUCAACGUUCAUCGCUUCCCCGAACUCCAAAACGCCAAGAACUACUGUAGGAAUCCAGGUGGCAAAAAGAGCCGCCCGUGGUGUUAUACGAAGCCAAUGGGUCAAGAGGAGUACUGUGAUGUGCCACAAUGUCCGGGUGAUAUGUAUCCCCAUUUGAACGAUGCCAACAACAAUAAAAAAGUGGAGGGAUCGACGAAAGGAGGCGUCGGCGAGUCCGUUACUGCUCUCUGGGAUUCGUUGGAUCCCACGUCUCAAGUGGCGCUAGUAGGGGGCGGAGUCUUGUUCUCCCUGAUUCUUCUGUUUCUCUUCUGCUGUGCUUGCUGUUGUCGAGCGAAGAAGAAGUCGCAGAAGUCACGUCAUCAGAAUACUCAUUGCUCCAAUGCCCCGUCGUCUGUUAUCAAUAGUGCCGCCAAUUCAGCUUAUUACCGGAAACUUAAUGGAACAAGUACCCCAAUUAUGGGAAGAGGACCGCCCGUUGAGAUGACGUCACUUCUUCCCACUUCUCACAAUUUUGGACCGCCACCGUACCCAAUGGAUUUAGGAGGAGGACAACACCUUCAACAAGCACGACGAUUCCCUUCCCAGGAGCCGAUCGAUGAGAAUUCGUAUAAAGUUUUCGAAAUCACUCCGAGUCAAUUGAGUGUUCGUGAAAAGAUUGGAGAGGGACAGUUCGGUGUAGUGCACUCUGGAAUCUAUACAUCUGGAAUCUACGCGCCGGAACCGCUUGCCGUCGCUGUCAAAAAGUGUAAACAAGACGCGACGAACGCCGAUAGAGCCCAGCUGGAACAAGAGAUUCGUACGGUUGCCACGUUUGACCAUCCGAAUGUGAUUAAGCUUCUCGGCGUCUGCUAUAUUGAUAACCAAUUACUAGCUGUAUUUGAGUAUAUGGUACAUGGAGAUCUUCACGAGUUGCUGAAAGUCCGUGUGCCACCAGCGGAUCACGAUAUGGGCGGAAUCAACGAGGCGAAUGCGGAAUUCUUGUACAUUGCCACGCAGAUUGCACUUGGAAUGGAAUAUCUGGCGUCGAUGUCGUUUGUUCAUCGAGAUUUGGCGACGAGAAAUUGUUUGGUUGGGGAUACGAGGACGAUCAAAAUUGCAGACUUUGGAUUGAUGCGGACUAGCUAUGGAAGUGAUUAUUAUAAGAUGAUUCACCGCUCGUGGAUGCCAGUCCGUUGGAUGUCAAAAGAGGCAAUUGAACAAGGGCGAUUCAGUGAGGCAUCAGAUGUCUGGUCAUUCGGAGUGACCCUUUGGGAGAUCUGGUCAUUCGGACGUCAACCGUAUGAAGGUGCAUCGAAUCAACAAGUCAUCGAAUUGAUUGCGAAUCGACAUUUAUUGGAAUGUCCUCAUAACUGUCCGACGAAUAUUUAUAGUCUAAUGGUUGAGUGUUGGCACGAGAAUAUCGAGAGGCGACCGUCGUUCUCCGAGAUUCGAAGCCGUCUCCAAUCGUGGUCGUUGGCUAGUCCCGCCCACUCGAUCCUCCAGCAACAGCAUCAUGGAAAUCGAGCUGGAUCUCAUAGUGGUUCAUCAGGCGCCGGUCGUCCCCAACCCCCUCACCACCAUCAGCAACGUGGCUACCCGAGUCAGAAGUUGCAUCGACGUGGCGAAGGAGCGUCUCCACUGAUGAAACGUCACGACGCCAACUACGCUUAUUCAGAAGACGGCGAUUCGGAUUAG